UACAAGAAUGGCUAUAGAAGGUUCUGUACGUUUCUGCAUUAUUCUGUAGAGUUCUGGCGGUCGAUGAAAUAUAAAAACAAGAUUCUCGCGCUUUUCCUCUUCACUUCUUGCCUCUCCCAUUUUCUUCAUCACCACAUCCCAUAGGUUCGUCACUCGACAACCCAUUCGACUGCAUCCUUAGACUUUCUAUAGACACAUUUAUUCUUAACCAUGUCGUCGUCAAAAGCUAUUGGUAUUGAUCUGGGUACCACUUACUCUUGUGUCGGUGUCUGGCAGAACGAUCGUGUUGAGAUCAUCGCCAACGACCAAGGUAACCGGACGACACCCUCGUAUGUCUCCUUCUCCGACAAUGAGCGUCUCAUCGGCGAUGCCGCUAAGAAUCAAGUUGCCAUGAACCCUCACAACACUGUUUUCGAUGCCAAGCGUCUCAUUGGACGCAAGUUCCAAGACGCGGAAGUGCAGGCUGAUAUCAAGCAUUUCCCUUUCAAGGUGUUCGACAAGGGUGGCAAGCCGUACAUUCAGGUUGAAUACCGCGGUGAACAGAAGGAAUUUUCCCCUGAAGAAAUUUCAUCUAUGGUUCUUCUCAAGAUGAAGGAAACCGCCGAGUCGUACCUUGGCACUACCAUCAACAAUGCUGUCGUAACCGUCCCUGCCUACUUCAACGACUCCCAACGUCAAGCAACCAAGGAUGCUGGAACCAUCUCCGGUAUGAACGUCCUUCGUAUCAUUAACGAGCCAACGGCCGCCGCCAUUGCCUACGGUCUCGACAAGAAGGUGAACGGCGAGCGUAACGUUCUCAUUUUCGAUCUCGGUGGAGGAACUUUCGAUGUGUCUCUUCUGACCAUCGAAGAGGGUAUCUUCGAAGUUAAGGCAACCGCUGGUGAUACCCACUUGGGUGGUGAGGACUUCGACAACCGUCUUGUCAACCACUUCGUCCAGGAGUUCAAGCGAAAGAACAAGAAAGAUCUUUCCUCUAACCCUCGUGCCCUUCGUCGUCUCCGUACUGCUUGCGAACGUGCCAAGCGUACUCUCUCAUCCGCUGCACAGACCUCUAUCGAAAUCGACUCCCUAUUCGAGGGUAUCGACUUCUACACCUCCCUUACCCGUGCACGUUUCGAAGAACUGUGCCAGGACUUGUUCCGAAGCACCCUCGACCCCGUCGAGAAGGUUCUCCGCGAUUCCAAGAUCGACAAAUCCAACGUGCACGAGAUCGUCUUGGUCGGCGGUUCCACUCGUAUUCCUCGUAUCGUCAAGCUUGUGUCCGACUUCUUCAACGGCAAGGAGCCCAACAAGAGCAUCAACCCCGAUGAGGCUGUUGCCUACGGUGCUGCCGUGCAGGCCGCCAUUCUCUCCGGUGACACUUCGGAGAAGACCCAGGACCUCCUGCUUCUCGAUGUUGCCCCCUUGUCGCUUGGUAUCGAGACUGCUGGCGGUGUCAUGACUGCCCUCAUCAAGAGGAACACCACUGUUCCCACCAAGAAGUCCGAGACCUUCUCCACCUACGCUGACAACCAGCCUGGUGUGUUGAUCCAGGUGUUUGAAGGUGAACGUGCUCGCACCAAGGACAACAACUUGCUUGGUAAAUUCGAACUCUCCGGCAUUCCUCCCGCUCCUCGUGGUGUUCCUCAAAUUGAGGUCACCUUUGAUAUCGAUGCCAAUGGUAUCUUGAACGUUUCAGCAUCUGACAAGACCACCGGCAAAUCGAACCGUAUCACCAUCACCAACGACAAGGGCCGUCUGUCGAAAGAGGAAAUUGAGCGUAUGGUUAACGAGGCCGAGAAGUACAAGGCCGAGGACGAGGCAGCUGCCGCCCGUAUUGCCGCCAAGAAUGGCCUCGAGUCGUACGCAUACAACUUGCGUAACUCGAUGAAUGAGGAGAAGCUCGCCGACAAGUUUGAGGCUUCUGACAAGUCACGCCUGGAGACCGCUGUUAACGAGGCGAUCUCAUGGCUCGACAACUCCCAAGAGGCUUCCAAAGAGGAGUACGAGGAGAAGCAGAAAGAGCUUGAGGCUGUUGCCAAUCCUAUCAUGCAGAAACUCUACGGCGCUGCAGGAGGUGCUCCUGGCGGUGCUCCUGGCGGCUUCCCGGGUGGUGCUCCUGGUGGUUUCCCUGGCGGCGCGCACGAGGAGGGUCCCAGCGUGGAGGAAGUCGACUAAACGUGUCGAUGCUGCUGGACCUCUUCUCUUGCUUGCUCGUGUGUUUCUUUCGGACUGACGAUCUGUACGGCAAAAUUAUAAUGAUUGCAUUUCAUGUACGCUACGCCUAGAUAAAAAAAUCAUCAACCUGUAUUUUACGCUGCAAAUGAGUCUGAUGCCAA
Desarmillaria tabescens is the source of this 2318-nucleotide messenger RNA. RefSeq names its product heat shock cognate 70. Lineage: Eukaryota; Fungi; Basidiomycota; Agaricomycetes; Agaricales; Physalacriaceae. The transcript has 8 exons. The record is from RefSeq and is a predicted model, not a curated record. The coding region runs from base 211 to 2157 and encodes 648 amino acids. Gene Ontology annotation, cellular component: nucleus; cytoplasm; plasma membrane. Gene Ontology annotation, molecular function: ATP binding; ATP-dependent protein folding chaperone.